AUGUCUUCAAAUUCUACAUCAAACGGGCCUGGCAGGUGGCGAGGAGGGGCUAGGGGAACUCGCCGUGGCGGCCGCAGCGUUCGAGGACGCAGCGGCGGCGGUCGGGGUGGUGGCAGGCAGCUGGUGGCUGAUCGUGACCUCUCGCCAAAGGCAGGCGCUGUUGUCCAGCGGUUUCGGCAGCGCCAAAAGGACCUCGGCCAGAUAUUCCGCAAAGUCGCGGCCGUGCAGAAAUCAGCCGUUUUAGCAUUGGCUACUCGCUCGGAGGCUUUAUUGAUCAAAGAUCCAAAGGCACAUAUGGCCUCCAACCUCUAUAGCGAGGUGCUUCAGGGACUUGAAAAGAAACUCCGCAAGGCUGAAGACUUGAUUGAAAAAGAAUACAACUACCGCGAGCGGAAUCUAGAUGUCUGGCGGGAAACUGAAGAGUUUCGGAUCAAAACCCAUUUCGAAAACAAGAUCGACAAUGUGAUGAAUGAACAUAUCAUCGCCGCUCAAGGCUCAUUCAUGGAAACCUCAGAAAAGUCGCGCAUUGCCGCAGAUGAAGACCACACAGAAACAGAAGAAUCAGCUUCUGAGCCGCGGACACCAGUCAGUCCCCGGUUUGCUCGUGGAUUUGACAGCUCCUUUGUCCGAGACCCAGAAGGCGCUGCGCUGUAUGAGCGUGAAGCCGAGUUACCAGCACUGCAGGACGGCGAUGGCAUAAACGGCCGUUUCACCAACCCACGUUUCUCACGGCUGAUGGGUGCAUUGGUCGAAGCAUGUGAUAUCGCAGAAGGAAAGAAACCCAAGAUUGAAGAAGUCGAAGAACCAAAUCCACUAGAUGCCCUAGCCAACGCUGCACUAGAUCGAGGCGAGGUGAAAAAGCAGCCGCCUGAACCAUCGCCUAAGUUACAGCAGCUUCCACCAACUUCUGCUCUGCUUCAGCCUCCGCCAAACUUACCGGCGCCAUCGCAGCCUGAGCAACAGUUCCAACAGCCACAGCCACAAUACGGCCCAAUGCGCCAUGAGCCUCAUAGACCACUCCUCCCUCAACCUCUCGCACCUCCAUUGUACCCUCCCUCUACGGACAUGCGUAGAUACUCUGCACCACAGUUCGCUGGCCCACCACCUCCUCACCUUCAUCCCCCAUUCCAGAGCCACCCUCACGUUCAUCCUGAUGCUCCCCCACAGCAACAGUUACCCCCAGUAGCAACGAGGUCACAAUCCCAAGUGCUUCCUCACCUCAGUGAACAUCUACGCCUACCUAACAUAUUCCCUCCGAGGAACCAACAUCUGCCUCCCUUGCAAGAAAUGGGCUACCAUCGCCCCAGCCUUCCUCCACCUCCAUACCAGGCACCUCAUCCUCCUCAUCAACCACCACCUCCGCCACCAAGCAUGCAAGCUCCCCCUCAUGGAAUACCCAUGGGGUAUCCUCAUCACCCACAGGGCGUUUACUCUCAUCCACAAUAUUUGCCUCCCCCACCAAACAUGCAUUAUCAUCCACACCCACCACCUCCUCCACCUCCACCUCCCCAUCAGCCCCAUCAGCCGUUGCAUCUACCCCCAGGUGCCCAUGGGUCUCAGGCGUAUCAUCACCACCAUCACCAGGCCUAUCAACAACCACCUCCACACCAACCUCCACAUCAACCUCGGUAUUAA
Nannizzia gypsea CBS 118893 is the source of this 1635-nucleotide messenger RNA. RefSeq lists its product as hypothetical. Bases 1 to 1635 code for a protein of 544 amino acids. The transcript is spliced from 2 exons. NCBI's taxonomy places the organism in Eukaryota, Fungi, Ascomycota, Eurotiomycetes, Onygenales, Arthrodermataceae. The record is from RefSeq and is a predicted model, not a curated record.